UGGUGCUAAUGGGAAGAGGUUUCUGCUCCCCAAAGAAGAUGCGCUGCCACAAAGAGCGGCUCGCGCGCCGGCCUGGGCUCUAGCCCGGGAGACAACCCGGGAGAACUCCGAGCUCUGAGCGCUCGGCGAAGACCCGGGCAACAUGCCUGUUCGCAGGGGGCAUGUGGCACCGCAAAACACCUUCCUGGGGACCAUCAUACGGAAAUUUGAAGGGCAGAAUAAAAAAUUUAUCAUUGCAAAUGCCAGAGUACAGAACUGUGCCAUCAUCUACUGCAAUGAUGGCUUCUGUGAGAUGACUGGUUUCUCCAGGCCAGAUGUCAUGCAGAAGCCAUGCACCUGCGACUUUCUCCAUGGGCCUGAGACCAAGAGGCACGAUAUUGCCCAAAUUGCCCAGGCGUUGCUGGGGUCGGAGGAGAGGAAGGUGGAGGUCACCUACUAUCAUAAAAAUGGUUCCACUUUUAUUUGUAACACUCAUAUAAUUCCAGUGAAGAACCAAGAGGGUGUGGCUAUGAUGUUCAUCAUUAAUUUUGAGUAUGUAACAGAUGAAGAGAAUGCUGCCUCCCCAGAGAGGGUAAACCCAAUAUUACCAGUCAAAACUGUAAACAGGAAACUAUUUGGAUUCAAAUUUCCUGGUUUGAGAGUUCUAACAUACAGAAAGCAGUCCUUGCCACAGGAAGACCCGGACGUGGUCGUCAUUGAUUCCUCUAAGCACAGUGAUGACUCGGUGGCCAUGAAGCAUUUCAAGUCUCCCACAAAAGAAAGUUGCAGUCCCUCUGAAGCAGACGAUACGAAAGCCUUGAUACAGCCUAGCCAGUGUUCUCCUUUAGUGAACAUAUCCGGGCCUCUGGACCACUCCUCUCCCAAAAGACAAUGGGACCGCCUCUACCCUGACAAGCUGCAGUCAAGUUCCCAACUAACACACUCCAGAUCAAGGGAGAGCCUCUGUAGCAUCCGGAGGGCAUCUUCAGUUCAUGACAUAGAAGGGUUCAGUGUCCACCCCAAGAACAUAUUCAGAGAUCGACAUGCCAGCGAAGACAAUGGUCGCAAUGUCAAAGGGCCUUUUAAUCAUAUCAAGUCAAGCCUGCUGGGAUCCACGUCGGAUUCAAACCUCAACAAAUACAGCACCAUUAACAAGAUUCCUCAGCUCACUCUGAAUUUUUCAGAUGUCAAAACUGAAAAAAAGAAUACAUCUCCUCCUUCUUCUGAUAAAACUAUCAUUGCUCCCAAGGUUAAAGAACGGACACACAAUGUGACAGAGAAAGUGACCCAGGUUCUUUCUUUGGGAGCAGACGUCUUGCCAGAAUAUAAGCUUCAGACGCCGCGCAUCAACAAAUUUACAAUCCUGCACUAUAGCCCUUUCAAAGCAGUCUGGGAUUGGCUCAUUUUACUACUGGUCAUUUACACUGCUAUAUUCACCCCGUACUCCGCAGCCUUUCUCCUCAACGACAGAGAGGAACAGAAAAGGCGAGAAUGUGGCUAUUCUUGUAGUCCUUUGAAUGUGGUAGACUUGAUUGUGGAUAUCAUGUUUAUUAUAGACAUUCUAAUAAACUUCAGAACAACCUAUGUAAAUCAGAAUGAAGAAGUGGUAAGUGAUCCUGCCAAAAUAGCAAUACACUACUUCAAAGGCUGGUUCCUGAUUGACAUGGUGGCAGCCAUCCCUUUUGACUUGCUGAUUUUUGGAUCAGGUUCUGAUGAGACAACAACUCUAAUUGGUCUUCUGAAGACUGCACGUCUCCUUCGUCUUGUGCGUGUAGCCAGGAAACUGGAUCGGUACUCAGAAUAUGGCGCUGCGGUUCUGAUGCUCUUAAUGUGCAUAUUUGCCCUGAUUGCCCACUGGCUGGCUUGCAUCUGGUACGCGAUUGGGAAUGUGGAGAGGCCCUAUCUGACUGACAAAAUUGGAUGGUUGGAUUCCUUAGGACAACAAAUUGGGAAACGUUACAAUGACAGUGACUCGAGUUCCGGACCUUCCAUUAAAGACAAAUACGUCACGGCACUUUAUUUUACCUUCAGCAGUUUAACCAGUGUAGGAUUUGGAAAUGUGUCUCCCAACACCAAUUCGGAGAAAAUCUUUUCCAUUUGUGUCAUGUUGAUUGGCUCCUUAAUGUAUGCAAGCAUUUUUGGGAAUGUUUCUGCAAUUAUUCAAAGACUAUACUCGGGAACUGCCAGGUACCACAUGCAGAUGCUGAGAGUGAAGGAGUUCAUCCGCUUCCACCAAAUCCCCAACCCUCUGAGGCAACGGCUUGAAGAAUAUUUCCAGCACGCGUGGACGUACACCAACGGCAUUGACAUGAACAUGGUCUUGAAGGGAUUUCCAGAAUGUUUACAAGCUGACAUUUGCCUGCAUCUAAACCAGACUUUGCUACAAAACUGCAAAGCCUUUCGAGGUGCCAGUAAAGGCUGCCUGAGAGCUCUGGCCAUGAAGUUCAAAACCACCCACGCCCCUCCAGGAGACACCCUGGUCCACUGUGGGGAUGUCCUAACCGCACUGUACUUCUUAUCCAGAGGCUCCAUUGAAAUCCUCAAGGAUGACAUAGUGGUAGCUAUCCUUGGAAAAAAUGAUAUCUUCGGGGAAAUGGUUCAUCUUUACGGCAAACCCGGCAAGUCUAACGCUGAUGUGCGAGCACUCACGUACUGUGACCUGCAUAAGAUCCAGCGUGAAGACUUACUGGAGGUCCUAGACAUGUAUCCUGAGUUUUCUGACCACUUUCUGACCAAUCUAGAGCUGACUUUCAACCUGAGACACGAAAGUGCAAAGGCUGAUCUUUUGCUGCAGUCCCAAUCUAUAAAUGAUUCCGAAGGGGACACCGGUAAACUGCGAAGAAGGAGACUGUCCUUUGACAGCGAAGGCGAAAAAGAUUUUAGCAAGGAAAACAGUGCAAAUGAUGCUGAUGAUUCUACCGAUACAAUAAGACGUUAUCAGAGUUCCAAGAAGCAUUUUGAAGAGAAGAAAAGCAGAUCAUCAUCAUUCAUCUCCUCCAUCGAUGAUGAACAGAAGCCGCUCUUCCUGGGAACAGUAGAUUCUACUCCAAGAAUGGUGAAAGAAACCAGACUCCAAGGUGAAGAAACAAUAGCCCCCUCAGGAAGAAUUCACACAGACAAAAGGAGUCACUCCUGCAAAGAUAUCACUGAUCCUCACAGCUGGGACAGAGAGCAUGCCCGGGCUCAACCAGAAGAAUGCAGUCCCUCAGGAAUUCAGAGGGCUGCCUGGGGCAUCUCUGAAACAGAAAGUGACCUCACCUACGGGGAAGUGGAGCAAAGGUUAGACUUACUUCAAGAACAACUUAACAGACUUGAAUCCCAAAUGACAACGGACAUCCAGACCAUCCUACAGCUCCUGCAGAAACAAAGCACGGUGGUCCCUCCGGCCUACAGCAUGGUGACCGCAGGAGCAGAGUAUCAGAGGCCCAUCCUCCGUCUGCUGAGAACCAGUCACCCCAGAGCAUCCAUUAAGACUGACCGGAGUUUCAGCCCCUCCUCCCAGUGUCCUGAAUUUCUCGACCUUGAAAAAUCUAAACUCAAAUCCAAAGAAUCACUCUCAAGCGGAAGGCAUCUGAACACAGCCUCAGAAGACAACUUGACUUCACUUUUAAAACAAGACAGUGAUGUGUCUUCAGAGCUUGACCCAAGACAGAGAAAAACUUACCUUCAUCCCAUCCGGCAUCCAUCUCUGCCAGAUUCUUCACUAAGCACUGUAGGGAUCUUGGGUCUCCAUAGGCAUGUUUCUGAUCCUGGUCUCCCAGGAAAGUAA
Psammomys obesus (fat sand rat) is the source of this 3748-nucleotide messenger RNA. RefSeq names its product potassium voltage-gated channel subfamily H member 7 (gene Kcnh7). NCBI's taxonomy places the organism in Eukaryota, Metazoa, Chordata, Mammalia, Rodentia, Muridae. The transcript has 16 exons. Gene Ontology annotation, biological process: potassium ion transmembrane transport; membrane repolarization during action potential. Gene Ontology annotation, molecular function: inward rectifier potassium channel activity. The record is from RefSeq and is a predicted model, not a curated record. The coding region runs from base 143 to 3748 and encodes 1201 amino acids. Gene Ontology annotation, cellular component: membrane.